This is a messenger RNA of Hipposideros armiger (great roundleaf bat), 1673 nucleotides long. RefSeq names its product major facilitator superfamily domain containing 12 (gene MFSD12). NCBI's taxonomy places the organism in Eukaryota, Metazoa, Chordata, Mammalia, Chiroptera, Hipposideridae. Gene Ontology annotation, biological process: regulation of melanin biosynthetic process; carbohydrate transport; pigment metabolic process involved in pigmentation. Gene Ontology annotation, molecular function: symporter activity. The record is from RefSeq and is a predicted model, not a curated record. Gene Ontology annotation, cellular component: plasma membrane. The transcript has 10 exons.
CAGCGGCUCUGCGGCCACAGGCGCGCCGGGGUCUGGGGGGACCGGACGGACGCUAGUGGCGGCGGAGGGUGCGGACACGCACGGCCAGAGCCGGGGUCCAGUUUGCUAAGCACCGGACGGCCCGGCCCGAGCCCGGAGCGCCGCCAUGGGUCCCGGGCCCCCGGCGGCUGGAGAGAGGGCGCCCCCGCGGCCGCUGUCCCUGGCGGCGCGCCUGAGCUACGCGGUGGGUCACUUCCUCAACGACCUGUGCGCGUCCAUGUGGUUCACUUACCUGCUGCUUUACCUGCACUCGGUGCGCGCCUACAGCUCGCGCGGCGCCGGGCUGCUGCUGCUGCUCGGCCAAGUGGCUGAUGGGCUCUGUACGCCCCUCGUAGGCUACGAGGCCGACCGCGCCGCGGGCCGCUGCGCCCGCUGUGGGCCGCGUAAGGCCUGGCACCUGGUCGGCACCUUCUGCGUCCUGCUCUCCUUCCCCUUCAUCUUCAGUCCAUGCCUGGGCUGCGGGGAGACCACGCCCGAGUGGGUCGCCCUCCUCUACUAUGGGCCCUUCAUUGUCAUCUUCCAGUUUGGCUGGGCUGCUAUGCAGAUUGCCCACCUCAGCCUCAUCCCCGAGCUUGUCACCAAUGACCACGAGAAGGUGGAGCUUACAGCUCUCAGGUACGCCUUCACGGUGAUGGCGAACAUCACCGUCUAUGGCGCCGCCUGGCUCCUGUUCCACAUGCAGGCCUCUCCACACAUAGGGUCCAUCCAGGAUGUCAGUGACCAGCUGGGGGUCCAAGAUGUGCCAGUGUUUCGGAACCUCUCCCUGUUAGUGGUGGGCAUUGGAGCUGUCUUCUCACUGCUGUUCCACCUGGGCACCAGGGAGGGCUGACAGGUGGAGGAGCCAGACGAACACAGCCCCCUGUUGGCCCCCGCCACUGCCCGGCCCUUGCUGCUCUGGAAACACUGGCUUCGGGAGCCAGCCUUUUACCAGGUGGGCUUGCUAUACAUGAGCACAAGGCUCAUUGUGAACUUGUCCCAGACGUACAUGGCCAUGUACCUUACCUACUCCCUCAAUCUGCCCAAGAAGUUCAUCGCCACCAUCCCGCUGGUGAUGUACCUCAGUGGUUUCGUCUCCUCCUUCCUCAUGAAGCCGGUCAACAAGUGGAUUGGAAGGAAUAUGACCUACUUCGUGGGCCUCCUGGUUAUCCUGGCCUUCGCAGCCUGGGUGGCUCUGGCAGAUGAGUUGGGUGUGGCUGUGUAUGCAGCAGCCAUGCUGCUAGGCAUGGGCUGUGCCACCAUCCUCGUCACCUCGCUGGCCAUGACAGCUGACCUCAUUGGUCCCCACACGCAUAGUGGAGCCUUUGUGUACGGUGCCAUGAGCUUCUCGGAUAAGGUGGCCAAUGGGCUGGCAGUCAUGGUCAUCCAGAGUCUGCACCCUUGCACAUCGGAGCUCUGCUGCAGGGCCUGCGUAGGCUUCUACCACUGGGUGAUGGUGGCCGUCACAGGUGGCGUGGGCAUGGCUGCCACCCUGUCUCUGUGCAGUCUUCUCAUCUGGCCCCUCCGCCUGCGGAGCUGGGCUCCUGGAGCCCAGCCCUGACAUUUCCCCAUGGCCUCCUGUCCUAUGAAAAUGAGCUGCAACUGUGCACAUUCCAUGCCCUGCUCGUCCCGUCUCCACCUCUCCUUCCUUGACUGGC